AAUUACAUCUGACGUGUGUUAGCUGCUGUAGUGGUGACGUGUCUCUAAAAGUGAUUUCUUUUCGGAGCGGAACGGCGAGCCGGUGCCAUUCAGACUUGACUGAUCCAGUACACCGGGACCAUUAACACGCUGGGAUCCACACAAAGGGCACCAUGGGCAUAAAAUUUUUGGAAGUAAUAAAACCGUUCUGUGCGGUUUUACCUGAAAUUCAAAAGCCAGAAAGAAAGAUUCAGUUCAGGGAAAAGGUACUAUGGACUGCCAUCACACUCUUCAUCUUCCUGGUCUGCUGCCAGAUCCCCCUCUUUGGGAUCAUGUCAUCGGACUCUGCCGACCCGUUCUACUGGAUGAGAGUGAUUCUGGCAUCCAACAGAGGUACUCUGAUGGAGCUGGGCAUCUCUCCCAUCGUCACCUCUGGUCUCAUCAUGCAGCUGCUGGCUGGAGCCAAAAUCAUUGAGGUCGGGGACACCCCAAAGGACAGAGCGCUCUUUAACGGGGCACAGAAAUUGUUCGGUAUGAUCAUCACCAUCGGCCAGGCCAUUGUGUACGUAAUGACGGGGAUGUACGGGGACCCCUCGGAGAUGGGAGCUGGGAUCUGCUUGCUAAUCAUCAUUCAGCUGUUUGUGGCAGGCCUGAUUGUCCUGCUCCUGGAUGAGCUGUUGCAGAAGGGCUAUGGUCUGGGCUCUGGAAUCUCCCUUUUCAUCGCCACAAACAUCUGCGAGACCAUCGUCUGGAAGGCCUUCAGCCCCACCACUGUGAACACAGGCAGAGGAACGGAGUUUGAGGGUGCCAUCAUCGCCCUCUUCCACCUGCUGGCCACCCGCACGGACAAAGUGCGCGCCCUGAGAGAGGCCUUCUACCGCCAGAACCUGCCCAACCUCAUGAACCUCAUUGCAACCGUUUUCGUCUUUGCUGUGGUCAUAUACUUCCAGGGCUUCAGAGUGGACCUGCCCAUCAAGUCUGCCCGCUACCGUGGUCAGUACAACACCUAUCCCAUCAAACUGUUCUACACCUCCAACAUUCCCAUCAUCCUCCAGUCAGCCCUGGUGUCCAAUCUCUACGUCAUCUCCCAGAUGCUCUCUACACGAUUCAGUGGAAACUUCCUUGUCAAUCUACUAGGAACUUGGUCUGACACUUCCUCUGGAGGUCCAGCACGUGCCUACCCUGUCGGUGGGCUGUGCUACUAUCUUUCGCCGCCAGAGUCGUUUGGCUCGGUACUGGAUGACCCGGUCCAUGCGGUUAUCUACAUUGUCUUCAUGCUGGGGUCCUGUGCUUUCUUCUCCAAGACUUGGAUCGAGGUUUCUGGGUCGUCUGCCAAAGACGUAGCUAAACAGCUGAAGGAGCAGCAGAUGGUGAUGAGAGGGCACAGGGAGACCUCCAUGGUGCACGAACUCAACAGGUACAUCCCCACCGCUGCAGCCUUUGGUGGCCUUUGCAUCGGUGGGUUGUCAGUCAUGGCUGACUUCCUGGGUGCCAUAGGCUCGGGCACGGGUAUCCUGUUGGCGGUCACAAUCAUCUACCAGUACUUUGAGAUCUUUGUCAAAGAACAGAGCGAAGUGGGGAGCAUGGGGGCCCUGCUCUUCUAAACCCCUGCCCCUGACACACCAGACAGACGCCACCACUUGUCUCUUGUAUUGUUUUUUAGUUUAUUAUUCACGCACAGUCAGUGUUCUUCUGCCUCCUGGAGAACUCUUUUGAACGUUUUUUUGUUGUUUUUUUUUCCCUAGAAGCCCUGUGGGCAGAUAUACAAACGUUCAAGUGGGAUCUCUCUGGGAACGAGGGGCACCCUUGUGUCCAUCCUCCCUCCCCUGUUGCCUGUCCUGUCCCAAAAGCAUAAAGCCACACUCCUGCCCCCACAUUGCUUCUUCAUACUUGGCACCACGUUUUGAUUAGAUUUUCUUGAGUUUCAUUUUGCUCUGGAAAACAUGCCUAAAAGCACAAGUGGUCAGCUGGUUGACUGGGAUUGGGUCCUGGAUGGCAUUUUGGGCGGCAGCUGUCUCCAGACUGGGUCUGAGGCUGUCGUCAGUCCUGUUCAUAUCAGAGCCCGACUUUGUUUCAGUCAACAUAUGCUUCCUUUGAACAAGAACUUCUCAUGGCUUCAAAGCCUUUUACAUCCACACCCCCAAAAAUGUUUUUGGGAUGAUGGGGAGGACAAGUGGCUCUUGGCUUCCUGCUAUUGUCUGCCAAGGAAUACCUUCACCCCUGGUCAUUCCGGUGAGGUCUGUACCUGGGAGACUUUGGUGAAAAACCGCAGUUGUGGUUAUUUCAGGUUGUUUUUAAUGGGUGAGGAGAGUGGUGCCAGAGCGGUUUCAUGUUGAAAGUGAAACUGCGUCUCUGAAUUGCAUCCACUUUUUUUUAGAAUGGUGAUUAUAAAAGAAACAAGUGCAGAUACCCUACAAAUCUCUAUCCUGGUUUCUGUUUUUUGUUUUUGUUUUGUUUGUUAGUUUUUCUUUUCAUUUUCCAAAUGUAAAACACACAGGUCUUAUCAAGUACACAGUACGUCUUUUUUAUUUCAGUCCAGGUAAAGGGAAGUGUUUUGUUGGUCACAAGGUCCUUUGUCUCUGACGUAAUUGGCCUUGUGCAGCAACAUAUUCUGCCUGGCAGAGGCUGGAGGGUGCGUGGGUCAGGUAGGGGAGGGGUGGGGGUUGUUUUUGUUUUUAUUUGCUGCAUUGGAUAUAACUGUAUUAUUAAAGAAAGGAAAAAAACAAGCAAAUUCUGACAUCAUGGAUUUUUUUUUCUGUAUAUAUCCAUUGUACUCAUUAUUCUUCCACUGUAAAAUAAUUUUUGAAUGUGUAAAGAUAAGAAAAACCUGCUUUGAACAAAUGCAAUCUGUUUAAAUAAAAAUGAUAAAAAAGGCCAUGGUCAAUAAAAGCUACUUUGGGGAAAUAAA
Messenger RNA from Conger conger (European conger), 2887 nucleotides. Its product is annotated as protein transport protein Sec61 subunit alpha-like 1. Lineage: Eukaryota; Metazoa; Chordata; Actinopteri; Anguilliformes; Congridae. The transcript is spliced from 12 exons. Gene Ontology annotation, cellular component: membrane; Sec61 translocon complex. Gene Ontology annotation, molecular function: transmembrane protein transporter activity; ribosome binding; signal sequence receptor activity. The record is from RefSeq and is a predicted model, not a curated record. Gene Ontology annotation, biological process: SRP-dependent cotranslational protein targeting to membrane, translocation; post-translational protein targeting to membrane, translocation. Bases 153 to 1583 code for a protein of 476 amino acids.